AUGUUUACUACUGCUGAAAUCAAGGAACGUCUAACGAAGGCCUUUUCAUCUUUGCCGGAAAAUGUCUACAAGGGUAAGCUUACACAUUCUGAAGAAAUCCAAGCAUUCCAAAAGUACUUUGAAACUGUAUAUAACCCAAUGGAACUUGUUCGAACCGUCUGUUUCGCAUCACCAGUUUUAAAAGAGAAAUUUGAAAAACGAGUUGCCAAAAUGAAAUUUCCCAAAGAUGUAAAACCUGAAUUUAAAUAUGAUUUGGCCUUUGAGUUCGAACCACCCAAAUUUCCAAAUUUACCCACUGUUGAAAGGAAGGUGGUGAAGAAAGAGAAGCCUGUGGCGAAAGCUAGUUCGAAUACUGCUUCUAAGCCAACUACCUCUUCGAGCCAGGGAGCUUCUUCUGCCAAGGAUGCUGCUCCAGAAAAAACAAAGAAGAGUUCAAAGGGUAGUGGCAAGCCUCCUUUAAUGCCAAAGAAAAGAAAAGUCCCAACUGAAAGUGCAACCCUUGUCGAAGAAGAUGAAGAAGAAACUCCUCCAACUCCACUUGAGAAGAAACAGAAAAAGAAUAAGGGAAAACCUACUACUCCCCUCAUCUCUACUGCCAAUCAGAGUGAUCCUUCGAGCGAUAUGAAUCCAUUUCCUCCUCCGACAAUCAGCGGUGCUGUUCAAAACAAAGGAUCUUUGACUGGAGCACAAAAUCUCGAAGCAGAUAAUGUCCAGAACGAACAAGAAACCUCUUCUCCUAGCGAAGAUGGUAAAAAAGAUUCGAAGCAAGAUGAAGAGAAGGAUUCAGAAGAGAAAGAAGAUUCUGAGGAUACUCCCAGUAACUCUCCUCCAAGAGUUACGUUCCCUUCAGAUUACGUUGACGAAGAUGAUCAGGAUUUUGAUGAGAUUGAGGGGUAG
This is a messenger RNA of Lathyrus oleraceus (garden pea), 897 nucleotides long. RefSeq lists its product as uncharacterized. NCBI's taxonomy places the organism in Eukaryota, Viridiplantae, Streptophyta, Magnoliopsida, Fabales, Fabaceae. The record is from RefSeq and is a predicted model, not a curated record. The coding region runs from base 1 to 897 and encodes 298 amino acids. The transcript is spliced from 4 exons.